Molecule: messenger RNA, 477 nt
Organism: Orbilia oligospora ATCC 24927
Lineage: Eukaryota; Fungi; Ascomycota; Orbiliomycetes; Orbiliales; Orbiliaceae
Exons: 2
Coding region: 1-477 (158 amino acids)
Source: RefSeq, a predicted model, not a curated record
AUGGUGAAAGGGGCAUACAAAACUGAAAACUGUGGGGCCUUUCUCCUUUCAAUAAUUAAACACUCAGAUUUGAAAGUGGUCCAAUACGAAGCCGUCGGUCAAGAACAUGGCAUUACAGCUCAUAGCGCAUACUGCCGUUUCAACGGUAUCAAGAACGCUCUGAAGGCAGAGUCCCAGGUUGAAAACACUAAAUCUGAGAACACCGAGAACCAACCUGUUCAGAUCUCACCCUCAAAAAAGCGAGGUCGAAAGGCAGCAUUCCCUACCAAGCCAAAAGGUAAAAAGGCGAAGGAGAGUCUCAAUGCAGCUACGGGGCCAGAGUUGUCUGGUGUUAACGGUACUGGAGAAGAUGGAUUGGACGAAGAUGAUGAAGAGCAAAUUCUUUCUUCUCCAAGUAAAAAACAGAAGAAAAAGAGAGUAGUGAAGGUUGAAAAGAGAGCUUACGAGAGCGAUGAGUCGGACAAUUGGCUUGAGUGA